CCCUAUUAGUAAAGUGGCAUCUCCUUGUGGUUUCCAAGAUGCCCCAUGCUAGGCGAGACCAUCUUGUAAGGUGAACUUAUCCAAGUUUAAGACGUAAUCUGAUCUUGUCAUGAGUCCAUGGACCUUAGAAAUUCUCAAGAAGUUAUUGGAACACCUUCCUGAUGUAGUUUUCCAAGAUUUAGGACAAAAAUGGAACGCACAGUGGUAGAUUUUAGGGACUGGAACGCCGAAUAGUUUUCCACCCAACUUCGGCCUCCGCCAUCUUGUCUUCCGUACGUUGCAUGCAACAAGAACAACUAAAAACGACGAUGUUUCUACGAUCUUUGAGCUUCUUUCCCGCCAUUUUAGCCAUCUUGUGGUCCACUACUAUCGCAGAUGACCCCUGCGAUCGCUGGAAAGAGCACGUCAGCCCUUACUGCGAGGUUCUCGAACCGUACGUGUCAUCACCACGACAACAGUCGCUGGAACUCCUGCCUGGAGACAACGUCACGCUCCACUGCCAGGUGGAACAGACCCUGGGAGUGCAUGCUGCAGGUGCUAUAUGGAUGGGCUGGAUCAAAGACAACACCACAGCCUCUGUACAUCUGGGGAAGUUUACCUACAGCGAAAAGAACGCCGCUAACUUUAGCACGAGCCACGCACUGACGAACGCACGGCCACACGACAGUGGGACUUACGUCUGCCAGGCCAAGUCCACCGGGAACCUGCAGAGGGGAAAUGCUACCGGGGUUCAUGUCACGGUGGCAGAGCCCCAGCUGGAAACCCCCAACAUCACAGCAGACGUGCCCUCCCCAGGUGACAUUGACCUUGGGUUGACCGUGAAACUCCGGUGUGAGACCCAGGCCUACCCCCACGCCCUCUUCAACUGGACCAAGGACGGCAGGGACAUAUCCACCAAUCACAGCGCUGCUACGGAUCACAUGAUCAUCGGAAACUUUAGCCAAUCGGAUGAUGGGUUGUAUGCCUGUGUUGCGUGGAACAUGUUGGGAGAGAAACUUUCGCAGGAGCUGCAGUUGACAGCAAAACCUCCAGAUGGAGGCCUACCGAUGUUGAUUAUCAUUGCAGUUGCAUCUGGGGUGGCUGUCUUUGUGGUCGUUACUGUUACAGCCACAAUCUUCGUCUACCGCAGAAGACGACAGUUCAAACAUUGUCGACUUGAAAGCGAAAGUGACGAAGAAGAAGGAGACUUUAGCGACAGCGUCGCAAAAUACGACUCUGGCGUCCACUGCUGCGAAAAAGACAGAUCUUGGACAGAAAAGAUGGUAAACAAACUCGAAAAAGAGAAACUGAGAGUCUACUUCAGCCCCAGAGACGAUAUCGGUGGAGGUAGUGUGUUUCAGUAUCUCAGCGAAGGGAUAGCAAAAAGUAGAAACGUCAUCAUCGUCUUUUCCAAUGCCGCUGAUUCAGAUGAGUGGUUCAAAAAAGGGUACCAGACAGCGGUAGUAGAACAACUAGACAGGAACUUAAGAGGAAGAGUCAUUCCUGUGCUGAUGAAGGGUUUUGAGAGGACAAAUUUACCUUUGGAGCUCAAGGAUUGCGUGGCUCUUUCCGUGGAAGAUCCAAAGUUUUUCGAGAGACUGCUGAGAAGUUUGUCAAAGGACAGUGCCUACGAAUCAGACAGGCAGUCAUCUGUUUCCACUGAAGAAGUCUUGGAUACAAUAAUUGUGCUUUGAUG
This is a messenger RNA of Branchiostoma belcheri (Belcher's lancelet), 1675 nucleotides long. Its product is annotated as hemicentin-2-like. The transcript has 6 exons. Lineage: Eukaryota; Metazoa; Chordata; Leptocardii; Amphioxiformes; Branchiostomatidae. The record is from RefSeq and is a predicted model, not a curated record. Gene Ontology annotation, biological process: signal transduction. The coding region runs from base 282 to 1673 and encodes 463 amino acids.